UUUGACAAGAUGUUUAAAUACCAAAGGUCGGGGCAUUGCUUUUGUUGUUUUGUUCAGAACAUUUGAGAAAAGGUCUCUUUGACCUAACCAUUCAUAGUUAGAGGAAAUUCACCUUGCUCGAAGUGGCUGAUCUGGGCCCAGGCAGUGAUACAUUUAUAACUUGUUGUUAAAAGGAUCCAAACAAGCAAGAACGGAGUCAUCAUGCCAACAUCAGACUAUCAGUACGAAGAGGGCAUCUUUGACGUCGCGCCCGAAAUAAAACGUGACUUCGACGAGAAUGGCUACGUCAUCAUCAGGGGUGUUCUGAAUAAACAGGAGAUUACGAAACUACGACACGCGUGUGAGUUGGAGGAAGGAGUGAAGAAACAUUCGUACGAGAUUCCCGACGGGUCCGGUAAGAACAUCCGACUCUGCAUCUGGAGACACCCCGGAAAUGACGUCACAUCGAUGAUAGCCAGGAUGGAGAAAACGGCGGGAUUCAUGGGAAAGUUCCUGGGAGGUGAAGUGUACCAUCACCACAGUAAACUGAUUCAGAAGGAGCCGUACACUGGAGGACUGUUCAGCUGGCACCAGGACUACGGAUAUUGGUACAAAAAUGGCUGCCUCUUCCCCGACAUGGCAUCCUUCCAUCUCGCCGUAGAUAAGGCAGACAGGGAGAACGGGUGCAUGCAGAUUCUCCCGGGCUCGCACAAGCUGGGCCGUAUUGACCACACGUUUGUGGGCGGGCAGCAGGGGGCGGACCUGGAGCGGGUCAACCACGUCAGGAAACUGUUCGACCUGGUUCACCUGGAGCUGGAUGAAGGUGACGCCUGCUACUUCCACAGCAACCUGCUGCACUGCAGCAGUCAGAACAACUCCGCUAGGCGGCGCUGGGCCAUAGUCACCGCCUUCAACCGCGCCACUAACAACCCCGUACCUGAGGAGUCCCACCCCUGGCCCCUUUACACACCUAUACAGAUGAUGCCGAAUGACGCGCUGCUAAAGUGUGAGAACUUUACCGACCUGAGCGGCAAGGCCUUCGUGGACCCCACCACUGACAAGAACGUCAAGACCGACCCCAACUCGCUCCAGACGUGAUUCAAGUCAGAGCGUAUUGGUCUGAAAUGUGAACUGUUUGCAUGCUGAAAUGCGCAUUUCUCUGUAUUAGUUUUACAGAGGCCAUGAAAACUGAAUAAAUUUCAUGUUACUACA
Molecule: messenger RNA, 1191 nt
Organism: Branchiostoma floridae (Florida lancelet)
Lineage: Eukaryota; Metazoa; Chordata; Leptocardii; Amphioxiformes; Branchiostomatidae
Product: L-proline trans-4-hydroxylase-like
Exons: 8
Coding region: 202-1077 (291 amino acids)
Source: RefSeq, a predicted model, not a curated record